AUGUUCUUGCUGCAAGGCAGAGUCACUGCACCACAGUGCCGCCAACUGUUCAGAGAUGUCGGGAUGCAGAGGGAUUUAAUCCCUGUCGGCAGAGAGGUGGCCGGGGUCGUCCUUCAAGUUGGUCCCAAGGUUACCUUCUUUCAGCCGGAGGACGAGGUUGUAGGUAUCCUUCCCCUGGACUCCAGCUUCUCAGGACUCUGUGAGGUCAUUGACACCGAUGAAUAUUAUUUAGUUCAGAAGCCAGAGAAGCUCAGCUCGGUGUGUGUGGCAGCAGCGCUGCGCGACGGCCUUUGCGCUUACACUGCUCUGCACACACAUGCUCGUAUGGCAGCCGGACACACGCUCCUGGUCACGGACGGAGCCAGCUCUUUUGGCCUCAUGUGCAUCCAGCUGGCUUGUUACCACGGGGCGAAGGUGCUGACGACGUCACACUCGCCGCAGAAUCACAGUUUCCUGGAGCAGCUUCGGCCCAGCGUAGGUGUUCAGGAUCCCUUAGUAGCCAGAGUUAUUCCAGUGUAUAACAGCUCAUCAGAACUGCUGUCGGCGGUUAUGGAGGAGACGGGAGGACUGGGAGUGGAUAUCGUUGUUGACUCUGGAGUUCGUCUGCAUGAAGGGGAGGAGGAAGUGGAGUCAGAAGAGAAGAAAUUACUUCCACACAAAUAUGAAAUCAUCAGUGUGCUGGGAGUGGGCGGCCACUGGGUUACAUCCCACCAAGACCUGCAGUUGGAUCCUCCAGAUUGCAGAUUACUUUAUUUAAAAUCAGCCUCUGUGUCCUUCCUCAACCCUGAAGUCUGGACAGCAUCAUCAUCGCAGCAAGGAAGAUACCUCCAUAUUCUGAAGGAUAUUGUGGAGAAGAUGUCAAGCGGAGUACUCAGGUAA
Messenger RNA from Neolamprologus brichardi, 879 nucleotides. The record is from RefSeq and is a predicted model, not a curated record. Lineage: Eukaryota; Metazoa; Chordata; Actinopteri; Cichliformes; Cichlidae.